AUGUCUAAUCGUAGUGAAUAUACAACUCAUAAACGACAGAAGUCGUCAGCACUGAAUAUUGGCUAUUACAUACCACAAGAGCAACAACAACCAACAACCUCGUCAAAUCGGUCAGAUCAAAGCCAUUCUGGUUAUGCAGCCGAGCAAUAUUCAACAUUUAAACAUACACCAACUUUGCCACCGGUACCUUCAUCAUCAUCAGCCCCACCGUCGGCAACAUCUCACCACACCCAUCUACCUAAUGAUGAUCCGCCGACUUCACAAUCAUUGCAUACUUCACCUUUGAAGAGGACAGCGUCGUCUGAAUUGGACCCUGCAAUGCGGGUAGCCUCCCCUCCAAGUGCAUAUUAUUAUCAACCGACUUCACAUAUAUCUUAUAAUGAUCCUUCUACCUUGCAUCAACAACAAAUACCCCAGCCAUUAUUUUCAACUGGUAAUAUGCCAAUAUCAAGCACUUUUGCAUUUAAUCCAACUCAACCAUUAGCAUCAUCUUCUUCCAAUUACGCGUCUCCGUUCGAAUCCAAUUUAUAUUCAAAUUUCAAACUACCUGAAUUCACAUCCAAUAUGUCAACAUCAUCUGCACCUUCAACUUCAUCAUUGUCUGCCACAGGUGGUAAACAAUCUUAUCUCAUUCCUUCUGGUUCUGCAUCUGCUAACGCGUUGGCCCUAAAGCAACAUCAUCAUCAACAACAACAACAGCAGCAACAGCAACAACAACAUCUGAAGAAUAAUUUGUCGAUAUCAUCCCAUUUCAAUCUAGUUAGCUUACAUUCGCCACAUCCAUCAAUUUCCGCAACAAUUCCAGAAGAAUCAUUAAAGAAACCAAUUCAAUUAAGCACAGGAUCGACUCCCAACUUAGGCAAAGAUUCCAGUACUAUUAUAAAUGAUCUCUUGGUUAAUUUGACUACUGUUGAUGGAUCGAGUAUUAAUAAUUACUUAUUAUCAAUUCUAUAUAAGUUGAAUAUGCCAUUACCAAUUGAUGAUUUUUAUAAUUGUUUAUACAAUCAUGAUAGAUUACGAUCUUUACUUGAUAUAAAUUAUCAAGAGAAACUAGACAAGACUUUGGUAUCGACAUCCAAUAUUGAACUUAGUAUAAAUUCAAUUAAUCAAAUCUUAAAUAUCUUUAAAACUCCAAGUAUAUUAUCAGAAUAUUUUCCUGAUUUAGAUGAAGAAGAAAAUAAAUUAAUGAAUAUAAAUUAUCAUGAAUUAUUAAGAACUUUUUUAGCUAUUAAGAUAUUAUAUGAUAUUUUGAUUCAAUUGCCAUUAUCUGCUCAAGAAGAUCCUCAGAAUUAUACAAUCCCUAGAUUAUCCAUAUACAAAACUUAUUUUAUAAUUUGUCAAAAGCUAAUUUGCAACUAUCCAAGUAAUUCAAAUACAUUAAACGAACAACAGAAAUUGAUAUUAGGUCAAUCUAAACUAGGUAAAUUGAUUAAACUAGUAUAUCCGAACCUAUUGAUUAAAAGAUUGGGAAGUAGAGGUGAAUCCAAAUAUAAUUAUUUAGGUGUGGUAUGGAAUGAAAAUAUAAUUAAUGACAAUAUCAAGAAAUUAUGUGAUGAAAAUGAAUUAAAUGACUUAAAUGAUUUAUUCAGUAGUGAAAACCUCAGACAUUCAAAUAUUUCAAGAAGAGGAAGUCAUAGAAGAACUUCAUCAAAACAUAAAUCCAUAUCAGAUGAUACUUCACUUCUACAACCUACAAUUCAAUCUAUGACCGCUGCUGCUAGACAACCAACACAUAUACCACCUUCCCUUCCACCGCCACCCAUAACUAGAUUCGAGAAUCCAGUUAUCCCACCCAGAUUAUCAUUCGUAACUCCAUUCCUUAAAUUCCCGCCAGUUGAAGAAUUCACGAUAUUGAAUAAAGAAAAUUGGUUCAAUCAAAUAUUAUAUUCUACAUAUGCCAAAUAUCCUAUAUUCAAUCAAGGUUUGAUUCAACAGAUAUUCUUAUCGAAUGAAAACUUAUUGACUAAUUCAAGUUUGUUGAGCAAUUUCUUCGAUUCGUUGAUCAAACCAUUGUUAAAUCAAGAUAUACCCAAUUUAGACACAUGUUUAUAUUUGGUUGUCAUACUUGAAAUCAUGCCGGUUUUAUUAUUAAUAGAUUCAGAUGUUGAUAUUAAUUUGUUGAAGAAUUUGAGAUUAAAUUUAGUUUUUUUGAUUAAUAAUUUUAAUUCAGAAUUGAAGAAAUUAAAUACUGAUAAGUUCCCAUUAUCCAAUUCUACAAUAUUUGUGAUUAUGAUAAAGAAGGUGAUUAAUUUAAGUGAUUUAUUAAUUACUUUUAUAAAAUUAUUAAAUAAUAAGAAAUCAAUGAUGGCUCAAGAUAUUGAAAAUUUCUUCAAACCAACCACCCGUGCCAUUCAACAACAACAGCUAAAACAUGAACAACUGGCUGGUUUGGAUUCUUCAGAACAAGAAGGGUUUUUCAAUUUUGGUAAUUUCCAAGAUUUCAGUUUUAGUUUUAGGAAUGAUAUACUUUCAAACGAUCUAGUAUAUUCCUUAAUUGGAUAUAAUUAUGAUCCAGUCACAAACAAACAACUAACUGGCUCGAUCCCAAUGACAUACAUAAAUGAAGAAAUCAACUUCCUUGAUGAAUUCUUCAGAGUUGACUUGUUAACAUUUUUAAAUUCAUCUGCUCCCCAAUCUCCUGUUGAAUCCGAAGAAUCAAAAGAAGGUCCAGUAUUAUCAGAGACUGAAUUAUCGAGAUUAGUUCAAUUAUUCAAAUUGAUACAUGAGAAGUUAUUAGACUCGGUAUAUAAGACAAAAUAUCCAAUUAUGGUAUAUAACAACUACAUUACUUAUAUUUUGAAUGAUAUUCUCAAGUAUAUCUUCUUGAAACAACAACAACAGCUGCAAUCAUCUCAUAUGUCUGAAGAAUCGAAUGGGAAUAACAAUAGUAGUUUUGGAAAUUGGUGGGUUUUCAAUUCUUUUGUUCAAGAAUAUAUGAGUUUAUUAGGUGAAGUUGUGGGCUUACAUGAUUCAGUUUAG
This is a messenger RNA of Hemisphaericaspora subhashii, 2979 nucleotides long. It is a transcript of the gene RFX2, whose product is annotated as Rfx2p. Gene Ontology annotation, biological process: regulation of DNA-templated transcription. Gene Ontology annotation, molecular function: DNA binding. Bases 1 to 2979 code for a protein of 992 amino acids. The record is from RefSeq and is a predicted model, not a curated record. Lineage: Eukaryota; Fungi; Ascomycota; Pichiomycetes; Serinales; Debaryomycetaceae. The transcript has a single exon.